Messenger RNA from Penicillium macrosclerotiorum, 1749 nucleotides. RefSeq names its product putative regulatory factor Sgt1. The record is from RefSeq and is a predicted model, not a curated record. NCBI's taxonomy places the organism in Eukaryota, Fungi, Ascomycota, Eurotiomycetes, Eurotiales, Aspergillaceae. The transcript has 4 exons. Bases 1 to 1749 code for a protein of 582 amino acids. Gene Ontology annotation, cellular component: nucleus.
AUGGCGACUGAAGAGGAUAUUGCCUGGUUCAAGUCGACAUUCCAUCCUAUUCCAAAACCAGAGCUUCCGGACGACUCUGUCGAAUAUUGGAUUUAUCACUUUCCCUCCCCGCCCCCGCCGUUAUCGAUGAAGCCGCCGAGACUAGGGCCCGAUUGCUCGAAGUGCAGCCGCGAAAGUUUCCGGUUGGAGAUUAUUAAAGAAAAUGGGAGUACCUCGCUAAUUGGGCGCACCAACUAUGGCGAUUCGAUCGAAGAUGAAUGGGUCAUUGUGUACAUACUCCGCGAAUUGACGAAGAGGCACAAAGAUAUCUGGGUCAAAGUUGUCGACAGCGAUGGGGAGUUCCUACUCAUCGAGGCUGCUGGCACUCUUCCCGCAUGGCUAGAGCCAGAAGUUGCAGACAACAGGGUUUGGAUAAACCAAGGAGAACUCCGAAUUAUCAAACCCAAGCAAGCCCCCGGGAAAAAAGUUACAGAAAAACUUACACUCUCGGAAGCACAAAAUAUUAUCCAAAAAGAGCCCAGUCGUUUCAUUCGCUCCACAAUCAUUCAAGAGGAGGCAUUUUACCGCUUGCGCAACUACCCUAAACAAAUUUCCGAAAACCUUCACUCAGCAGUAGUGACGAUUCCUCGCAAGGUCGCAUUUCUCUUGCACCAAAAACCGGCAUACAUAUCCCCUGCAGUGGAAGCAUUUUACAUUCGUGAUCCGAUUGCGUUGAAACCGUUGCGCGCAAAAGAUGCUUCUGACCUUACUUUCAAGCCUGAGGAUAUGGUGACUGUGAGCGUUCGCUUCACACGAGUGGGAUAUGCCCAAAUAAAGAGCCAGGAGUUCCCAGUUCCAAGCAGCUGGGCAGGCAAGCUGCCGGCAAUUGACGACCAGAAAGAAUACGCCCGGGCCGAAACAGGAAUGAAGCUUGCUUGCGGAUUCGAGAUGCUGCUUUAUGAUCCUCAUCACCAAGACAAGGCUUCUGUUCGAGAGAUGAAGCUGCUGUUGGGUGAUAUUGAAACCGGAGACGAGGAACUCCCUACAAAUGAAGAAAUAGAUAGGAUCUGGGAUAAGACCGAAGAUGAUGAGAAAUGGAUGGACAUCAAUUUUGAGGAUCUUGACCGAGAGCUGAAAGGAAAAGGCAAAAGCAGCGAGAAUACAGCUGGUGAUUUUGGCGAUGCAAGUGCCCAGGAAAAUUUGCAACGCAUUGUGGCUCGCUUCGAGGAAUUCUUGAACGACACCUCGGCGGGCUUCGACGGAGCCGACUUUAUUGAUGACUUUGGUUCUGACUCUGAUAUCGACGACGAUGAGGAGGAUGACUUUAGCGAUGAUGGAGAAGAUAAGGAUGCCUCUUUUGAUGAAGAAGAAUUUGCUCAAAUGAUGAAAGAGAUGAUGGGCAUGCCAGGCCCCGGCCAGGGCCCAUCUCUAGCCACACCCUUGCGUAACCGAAUCCAAGAGCUUGAAGAAGAGGACGACACUGAGCAGAUCCAGGAGCUUUCUAAACAGAUGGAAGCAGAACUCAGAGGAACCGGAGUCCUCAAUCUGAAUCAACAGCAGCAGAAGCUUGCUUCUGGGAACAGUUCCUCCAAAGGAAAGGUAGCUGAUGGAUCGGAUGUUGCUGGCGGGCCCGAAGAGGAUGAAAAUAUAAACAUCAAUCUCGCGAGGAACUUGCUAGAAUCUCUUCAAGGACAGGCCGGUACUGCGGGUCCAGCUGGCAACAUGCUGUCGAUGAUGAACCUUCGUAUGCCGAAGGACGAUCGUACCUGA